This is a messenger RNA of Gloeophyllum trabeum ATCC 11539, 2373 nucleotides long. RefSeq lists its product as uncharacterized. Gene Ontology annotation, biological process: intracellular signal transduction; protein phosphorylation; regulation of MAPK cascade. Gene Ontology annotation, cellular component: cytoplasm. Lineage: Eukaryota; Fungi; Basidiomycota; Agaricomycetes; Gloeophyllales; Gloeophyllaceae. The record is from RefSeq and is a predicted model, not a curated record. Gene Ontology annotation, molecular function: ATP binding; protein serine/threonine kinase activity. The coding region runs from base 1 to 2373 and encodes 790 amino acids. The transcript has 8 exons.
AUGUCGUUUAAUCAAGUAUCGGCCUUGUCGCUUACCCCAAGUCGACCAGCGCCCCAGGCACCGCAGCGGCGUGGAACAGACACUAGCUUUACGGGAUCUCCGGUGGCUUACUCACCGUCAUCGAAUUCAUCGUACGCGGCGUCGUAUACCGGUAUUGGCGGAUCCCCAAACAGGAACUCGGAAGCCUUCAUGUCGAGCCAGGUCGUCCGGAGCGGAUACGUAAAUGUGAAGGAGGAUGGCUUUGCAAGCUGGCUUUGGCGAGAGAAAUGGUUGGUGUUAAAGGAGCAGACGCUGUCAAUCCAUAAGAACGAGUCCAUGCCUCAACAAAGUGUCAUCAACCUCCGAGACAUCUCUAAUAUCGAGCGGAUAGAUUUGAAGCCGUACUGCCUGCUGCUGGAGACGACUGGGAAGCGGUAUUACUUUGCUCUCAAGAGCGACGAAGAGCUUUAUGGGUGGCAGGAUGAUAUCUACUCCCGCAGCCCGCUUAUGGGAGUGAGCAAUCCUACGAACUUCGUACACAAGGUGCACGUCGGUUUCGAUCCCACCUCGGGAGCCUUCACUGGUAUGCCCGAGCAAUGGAGCAAGCUGCUCACAAAGUCGGCCAUCACGCGGGAGGAUUACCAGAAAGAUCCCCAGGCGGUAUUGGACGUCCUCGAAUUCUAUACCGACCACAAAAAGCGCGAGAUGGAAGAACAGGGCCUCAUGUCCAUGUCGGCGUCAGGGUCAACGCUCGUCGGAUCCACUUAUACCUCAUCAACACUCUCUCCCUACUCCGCGGAUACCUCUACCCCCCGAUUCAACGCAGGCACAGGCCUUGCCGGAAUUAGCAAGAUUGGCUCGCCCAUCCCCGAUACCCGGCCAUCCGCGAAGCGACAAGAGACGGCUCCGGCCGGUCUCACGAAUGAAAAUGGGAUGCUUAAUGGUGCAGGAUCACUCCAACCUUCCAGGCCAGCACCUCCUCGACCCUUGCUUACAGCCAAUCGCCCUGCGCCACCCGCACCAUCCGGUAAGCCUGCCGUGCCCGAUCAUACCCCCUCAUCUGCGGACCUCCGCGCACGCGUCAAAGCCCAUGGGCCCGACUCUGCGAGGCAGCCCCCCGGGCUUCAGCAGGACCGGGUGCCUCAGCGGAAGGACUCGUUGGCUAGGAUCAAUCAGAACGGACAGGAGCAGGACAGAGAGACCGAGCAGCAGAAGAAGGAUAGCGAAGAAUCAGAGAGACCCAAGCAAGGCUUGCCUUCUGGCCCGAGGCCGAAUAUGGUCCCUGCUAAGUCUGCACCUGCCACGUCUCAGCCUGCCACGGAUCCCGCCCCUGGUGCUGCUGGCGCGACUGUUGGACCUCCCCCCGUCAAGCCCCUUCAACCCGCGAAGAAGCCUGCUGCUCCGCCAGUAACCGUGACGGGCGCAGAUGAUGACAAGGCUGGGGUGGCUGCUGCCGCGGCUGCUCUGGAGAAGCCGAAGGAGAAGGAGAAGCGAAUCAGCACCAUGACGGAAGUGCAGAUUAUGGAGAAGCUGAGGAGCGUUGUCAGCGACGACGAUCCGAAGACCCUGUACAGCAAGAUCAAGAAGGUUGGCCAGGGUGCUUCAGGCCACGUCUAUGUCGCCAAGACGCUGGCUACCGGGAAGAAGGUCGCCAUCAAAGAGAUGGACUUGUCGCACCAGCCACGCAAAGAACUGAUUGUGAACGAGAUUCUUGUCAUGAAGGAGUCGCAGCACCCGAACAUCGUGAACUUUUUGGAGUCAUAUCUUGUAAAGAACAACGAGUUAUGGGUCGUCAUGGAGUAUAUGGAGGGCGGCGCGCUGACGGACAUCAUCGAGAACAAUACUUUGGAGGAGGACCAGAUUGCAUGCAUCUCCCUGGAGACAUGUAAAGGCCUGGGUCACCUGCACAGCCAGCAUAUUAUUCACCGAGACAUCAAGUCUGACAACGUCCUGUUAGAUGCCCAGGGCCGUGUUAAAAUUACGGAUUUCGGUUUCUGUGCUAAGCUCACCGAUCAGAAAUCGAAGCGUGCUACCAUGGUCGGUACUCCGUACUGGAUGGCGCCUGAGGUCGUCAAGCAGAAGGAGUACGGCGCCAAGGUGGACAUCUGGUCACUCGGUAUAAUGGCUAUCGAGAUGAUCGAGAACGAACCUCCAUACCUUGACGAAGAGCCUUUGAAGGCCCUGUACCUGAUCGCCACCAACGGCACGCCGACGUUGAAGAAGCCCGAAGCGCUCAGUCGAGAACUCAAGAGCUUCCUGAGCGUCUGCUUGUGUGUCGACGUCAAGAGCAGAGCCACCGCUGCGGAGCUUCUUGAGCAUGAGUUCUUGAAGAAAGCGUGUCCACUGUCAGGGUUGGCACCUCUCCUACGCUUCAGAACGCAGAAGCAGUCUUAA